AUGGAGCUGAGGCCGCAGAUCGAGGGGGUGAUAAGUCAAUUUAUGCAUCAAUCUCAGGCCGAACACUUAGAAGCUGCACUGAGGAUAGUUCGAUAUUUGAAGGGAACCGUUGGACACGGAAUAGUGUUUAAGAAAAAUGGAGACUUGGACAUCCAUGGGUAUACUGAUGCAGAUUGGGCAGGUAAUCCAGUGGAUAGAAGGUCGACUUCAGGCUACUUUACAUUCGUUGGAGGAAACUUAGUAACGUGGAAGAGUAAGAAGCAGAAGGUGGUAGCCCUAUCUAGUGCGGAGGCAGAAUUCAGGGGAAUUAAGAGUGGUCUGACCGAGAUCAUGUGGUUGAGGAAAUUGAUGACAGAGAUUCUAGUCCAAGUAAGAGUCAGUUAUACUGCGACAACAAAGCCGCCAUAA
This is a messenger RNA of Salvia splendens (bonfire salvia), 408 nucleotides long. Its product is annotated as secreted RxLR effector protein 161-like. Bases 1 to 408 code for a protein of 135 amino acids. The record is from RefSeq and is a predicted model, not a curated record. The transcript has 2 exons. Lineage: Eukaryota; Viridiplantae; Streptophyta; Magnoliopsida; Lamiales; Lamiaceae.